Molecule: messenger RNA, 2739 nt
Organism: Neltuma alba
Lineage: Eukaryota; Viridiplantae; Streptophyta; Magnoliopsida; Fabales; Fabaceae
Product: cell division control protein 48 homolog C-like
Exons: 10
Coding region: 174-2633 (819 amino acids)
Molecular function (GO): ATP hydrolysis activity; ATP binding
Source: RefSeq, a predicted model, not a curated record
UAGGUUUUCUUCAGUUUCCGCUCCGGGUUUGCUCUGCUGCUGCGUCAUGCUCAGAGCCUCGUACUGCGUCUUCAUGGUCGUGAUCGUGUCGCCUGCUCUGUACAUUGGUUUUUGAAGCAUAUUAAACCAACAACAAAGAAAGUUUGAGUCGGUGCUUUACAGAAUCUACGGAGAUGGGAAGAAGAAAUGGAGGAAGGUCACUGCACGAAAUUCUUCGUCGUCGCCUCGAGUCCUGCAAAUCCAGGUACUCAACUAUGGAUGAAAUUGUGAAUCAUCUUCGUGCAAAUUACCCUGAUUAUCAGCGAACAAAACAACAAACUUUGACUCGAUUUGUUCAAGAAGCUUUGGAGUCAUCCAAGCAUGGGAACAGGCAGUUGAACAGAAAGCCUAAUACUCCCAUAUUGAAGCCUGACACCGUAGAAGAUAAUGAUGAAGACGAAGAAGAGGGUCGAAGUGCAUCUCGAAAGAGGCGCAAGAAAGUUGAUGAAAGCGAAGAGAGAUUGCAAAAAAUGGAGGAUUUACACCUUCAAAGGUUGCAAAGGGAUCGGGGCAUUCUAUCAACCUCUUUUGCCUCAACUUCUAGUACAUCAGUGUCAUCAGACGGCGAAGAUGGGACUGUGUCUACGUCAGAGGAUGCAAUUUAUGGGGAGAAAGUGGAACCAGCCUUUGACUUAAUGAAAACAAUGUUGCGGGCUUCAUACUCGGAAACAAAGAAUGUGAAAUCCACAGUAGAGGAGAAAAACAUUGAACUGGAGGUGGCUAAUAAUAAGAAGGCAACUAAGGUUGAUGCUAUGAAUGCGGUUGGAGGUAACAUGAACGAUGAUUUGGAACCAAAAAGGCAAUUGAGGGGUUCAGUUCCGAAUGGCAAUGGUGAUGUUGAGGUCAAGGGGAAGGGUGGACCUAGAUUCAAAGAUUUGGGUGGGAUGAAGAAGGUGCUGGAGGAAUUGAAGAUGGAAGUAAUUGUUCCACUUUAUCAUCCACAGUUGCCAAGAAAGCUAGGGGUGAGGCCUAUGGCAGGGAUUUUGUUACAUGGACCCCCAGGGUGUGGCAAAACCACUCUGGCUCUUGCUAUAGCUAAUGAGACCGGUUUUCCAUUCUAUCAGAUAUCAGCAACAGAAGUGGUUUCCGGAGUUUCAGGGGCUUCUGAAGAAAACAUUAGAGAGCUUUUUUCUAAAGCAUACAAGACUGCCCCAUCAAUUGUCUUUAUCGAUGAGAUUGAUGCAAUUGCUUCAAAAAGAGAAAAUUUACAACGUGAGAUGGAGAGACGAAUUGUAACACAGUUAAUGACUUCAAUGGAUCAAUCAAGCAGGCUCUUACAGCCAGCUGAUAGCUCAGAAAGUUCUGAUGCCCUUCCUGGCUAUAUUCUUGUUAUUGGAGCUACGAAUAGGCCUGAUGCUGUUGACCCUGCCCUGAGAAGGCCUGGGCGAUUUGAUCGUGAAAUUUUCCUUGGUGUCCCUGAUGAAUAUGCUAGGGAGGAGAUCUUGUCUGUGCUUACUCGCAAUCUGAAUCUGGAGGGCUCAUUUGACCUUAGAAAAAUAGCCAGGUCUACACCAGGUUUUGUUGGAGCAGAUUUGGCAGCUCUAGCUGAUAAGGCGGGUAACCUAGCAAUGAAAAGAAUUAUUCACGACAGGAAACAUGAAUUAUCCCAAGAUCUUUUAGAUGAGCAUGAUGAAGAUUGGUGGAGGGAACCUUGGUUACCAGAAGAGAUGGAUAAGCUUGUCAUCAAAAUGUCAGAUUUUGAGGAAGCAGUCAAAUUAGUGCAACCUUCAUCAAGAAGAGAAGGGUUCUCUUCCAUUCCUAAUGUAAAAUGGGCAGAUAUUGGGGGGCUUGAUCUUCUAAGACAAGAGUUUGAGCGUUAUAUUGUCAGACGCAUAAAGUAUCCAGAGGAUUAUGAGGAAUUUGGGGUGGAUCUUGAGACAGGAUUUUUGCUUUAUGGACCACCAGGGUGUGGUAAAACACUGAUCGCUAAAGCUGUUGCCAAUGAGGCGGGAGCCAAUUUUAUUCAUAUCAAGGGCCCUGAACUUCUAAAUAAAUAUGUUGGAGAAAGUGAGCUAGCAGUGCGGACAUUGUUUAGUCGGGCAAGAACAUGUUCACCUUGCAUUCUUUUCUUUGAUGAGGUGGAUGCACUGACAACUAAACGUGGUAAAGAAGGUGGAUGGGUUGUAGAGCGACUAUUGAACCAGCUACUUAUUGAAUUAGACGGUGCAGAGCAAAGGCAAGGUGUUUUUGUCAUUGGUGCUACAAACAGACCUGAAGUGAUGGACCGUGCAGUCCUUCGGCCCGGUAGGUUAGGUAAACUUCUGUUUGUUCCUCUGCCAAACUCAGAUGAGCGAGGCUUGAUCUUAAAAGCUCUUGCAAGGAAGAAGCCAAUUGAUGACACAGUGGAUUUGUGUGCCAUUGGAAGAAUGGAAGCUUGUGAAAAUCUUAGUGGUGCUGAUCUUGCUGCAUUGAUGAACGAAGCAGCUCUGGCUGCUGCUGAAGAGAAGUCGGCAUCAACAGCAGAGAGAACUUCAGAUGCAUUGACCAUCAAAUUAAGCCAUUUUGAGACUGCUCUCACUAAAAUUUCUCCCUCGGUGUCAGACAUGCAAAAGCAAUACUAUCAACGAUUAGCAGAUACUUUUAAGGCUGCAUGAGAAAAAAUUAUGUUGGGAGAAUUGUCCUCCAAUGGGGCCUUGGUUGGUGUAUGGAUUGAUCGAUUGAUGCUAAGUAGUUUGUCCGGAAUUUUGUUUUUUUUGUUUU